UGCUUGUACCAGUUCCUGGCGUUCGUCCCACCGAGCAACGGGAGCCUGAGAAAACCGGGCACGGCGGCAGUAAUGGUCGACACCCAGCAUCCACUCACCCUUUUGCUAAAUGGCUCUGUGGGUGACAGAGAGCUCUGCAAGAUUCAGUAUCAUUUUGGAGAGUUUGGCAAUUAUUCCCUUGUGGUAAAGACCCUAAGUACAAGCACCAAAACUGUUUCUUGUGACCUAGUCAUCAAUGAAGGCCCUAUCAACAGCUACCUCCCUAUUCUCUUUGCUUUCCUGGUUUACAUGGGGAUCCUUGCUAUCCUGAUUGUUGGGCGCCUUUUUAUGAAAAUUGAUCCAGUCAGAAACUGGGUUUACAAGAAACUGAACCCCAGAGAAACUGAUCGUCUGAUUAAUUCUGAGCUUGGGUCCCCGAACACAACAGACUCCGUUAGCAGUGAUCCCACUGUGCGUUUGUGGAGCACAGUCUCUCGGCAGCGGCUGCGUUCCCUGGACACGUUCCGAGGGCUCUCUCUUAUAAUUAUGGUGUUUGUUAACUACGGAGGAGGAAAAUACUGGUUCUUCAAACAUGAGAGUUGGAAUGGAUUAACAGUGGCAGAUCUGGUGUUUCCAUGGUUUGUGUUCAUCAUGGGGACAUCGAUAUCGCUGUCACUGAGCAACAUGCUGAGGUGGGGAAGUUCCAAGUGGAAGGUGCUCGGGAAAAUCCUUUGGAGAAGUUUUCUGCUAAUCCUGCUGGGAAUCAUAGUUGUGAAUCCCAAUUACUGCCUUGGACCACUGUCCUGGGAUAAUCUGCGUAUUCCUGGGGUGCUCCAGAGGCUGGGAUUCACAUACCUGGUGGUUGCUGCUCUAGAACUCCUGUUUACAAGAGCUGGGGCUGAGAGUGGGACCUUGGAGACACUAUGUCCUGCUCUGCAGGAUAUUCUCCCCUACUGGCCACAGUGGAUUUUCAUUCUGAUGUUAGAAGUGAUUUGGCUCUGCCUGACCUUUUUGUUACCAGUGCCAGGUUGUCCCAGGGGCUAUCUUGGUCCUGGGGGCAUUGGAGACUUUGGAAGUUAUCCCAACUGCACUGGAGGAGCGGCUGGUUACAUUGAUCGUUUACUUCUUGGAGAAAAGCAUAUAUAUCAGCAUCCCUCUUCAAGUGUGAUUUACCAAACAACGAUGCCAUAUGAUCCUGAAGGGAUCCUGGGAACCAUAAAUACCAUUUUUAUGGCAUUUCUGGGACUGCAGGCAGGAAAAAUUAUCUUGUUCUACAAAGACCAGCACAAACAAAUUAUGAGUCGGUUCUUCAUAUGGAGCAUAGUAAUGGGAAUUAUUUCUGCUAUCCUGACAAAAUGUUCUAAAGACGAAGGGUUUAUUCCCAUAAACAAGAACUUAUGGUCAAUAUCAUAUGUGACAACCAUGAGCUGCUUUGCCUUCAUCCUCUUAUUGCUGAUAUAUUACCUUGUGGAUGUCAAGAGACUGUGGUCGGGGGCUCCAUUUUUCUACCCAGGAAUGAACUCAAUCCUGGUCUACAUUGGACAUGAAGUGUUUGAAAACUAUUUCCCUUUUAAGUGGAAGAUGCAAGACAGUCAAUCUCACGCAGAGCAUCUGACUCAAAACCUCACUGCGACAACUCUUUGGGUCAUAAUAUCAUAUUUACUUUACAGGAGAAGGAUAUUCUGGAAAAUCUGAUAGAGGUGUCAAGGUGUAGCAGACCUAGAUUCCGAUGGGGCAAGUGCAUAAGGUGGAUUAGCCUGAAAUAUUGCCACUUGGGCUAGGCUAUAUUACUUAAAAGGGAUACUAGUUCAAGUUUACAGUGCCAUGGAAGUUGUCAUCAAGACUUUUAUGUGACUUAAGGGACAGCAUUUUCUUGUUUAGCAAAAAACUUACUAGUUUGCUGCAGUUGCUCUCUUUCUGUUUUCUGUAUUUUG
Pelecanus crispus (Dalmatian pelican) is the source of this 1913-nucleotide messenger RNA. The record is from RefSeq and is a predicted model, not a curated record. NCBI's taxonomy places the organism in Eukaryota, Metazoa, Chordata, Aves, Pelecaniformes, Pelecanidae.